This is a messenger RNA of Tetrahymena thermophila SB210, 414 nucleotides long. Its product is annotated as amine-terminal motif sedlin. The transcript is spliced from 5 exons. NCBI's taxonomy places the organism in Eukaryota, Ciliophora, Oligohymenophorea, Hymenostomatida, Tetrahymenidae. Gene Ontology annotation, cellular component: TRAPP complex; nucleus; cytoplasm. Gene Ontology annotation, biological process: endoplasmic reticulum to Golgi vesicle-mediated transport. The record is from RefSeq and is a predicted model, not a curated record.
AUGUUUGUAAUUGUAGGAUAAGGUGAUGUUCCUUUAUAUGAAGCAAGUUUGAAUAAAAAAUAGGAAGCACAAUCUCUAGUAAUAACAUAAUAUUUUUCGAUACAUUCAUCGCUUGAUGUUAUUGAUGAGAAAUUGCAAAUUACAAAUUAAAAGGAAUUAGAUAUGUUUUUCAAGAAAGUAGAUAGGUGCUAUGACUAAGAUAUUUAUGCUUUUGUGACAGCAACAAACAUAAAAUUGUUACUCUUAAUAUCUGAAAAGACCAAAGAGGAGAAUGUAAAUAACUUCUUUUUAGAGGCCUAUGAGAAUUUAAAUAAAUAAUUGAUGAAUCCUCUCUAUACACUUAAUACUUAAAUUACAUCUCAAAGGUUUGACGAAGCUAUAAAAUAAGCUGCAAAAAAGCAUCUAAAUCUUUGA